This is a messenger RNA of Dunckerocampus dactyliophorus (ringed pipefish), 1814 nucleotides long. It is a transcript of the gene nsmce4a, whose product is annotated as NSE4 homolog A, SMC5-SMC6 complex component. Bases 383 to 1426 code for a protein of 347 amino acids. Lineage: Eukaryota; Metazoa; Chordata; Actinopteri; Syngnathiformes; Syngnathidae. Gene Ontology annotation, biological process: DNA repair. The transcript is spliced from 11 exons. Gene Ontology annotation, cellular component: Smc5-Smc6 complex; nucleus. The record is from RefSeq and is a predicted model, not a curated record.
GGUGUGGCCGUCAUGAUGGUGAGCAGAAUCCACUGUGGACAUGUAUAACUUUAUUUUAUACUCAGCUCAGAGCGAGCGAAUACAUUAUACACAAUUGUCCGCCUAGCCCCGCCCACCUCUCGUGCUCACCAUCAUGGCGGACUUUCUCCUCCAUAGCUGACUACGCUCUGUUCCACUCAUUUGCGAGUGUUCGUCACUCCGAUUUUAACUCUACACUCCUUGGCUGUAACGACGAAAUGUGUGAGGCGCGCUGGCCAGCAGCUCAAGGAGGACCCUGAAGCUUAACUUGGACGAUUGGAUCAUUGCUAAUCGAACAACAACAACAGCAGCAGCAACAACAACAACCCGAGCCGGCUGCCAUAGUGCGACGUGAAAUUAAUUCAUGAAGCGCCUCAGAGACUGUAGUCAUGAGGAAGCGUCCCAGCAAAAUGGCACUCCAGACCACAGGAGUGAAGACCGAGAGCAGAGCAAUGGGGCAUCCUCUGUCGGGUCGGUGGACCUCCAAGAUGGCGACAAUGACACGGGCUUCAGGAGGGAAAUAAGGAGCAAGUACAGAGACCUCAUCGAUUUAGUCCAGCGAAAUAGAGAAGAUAUACUGAGCCCCUUCAAUAAUAAACUUACAGAGGUUUUGGACGAGGCAGAUACACUUUUUGAAAAUGUGCGGCAAACAAGAGAGGCGGCGCUGGAUUCUAAAUUCCUUGUUGUGGCCACAGACCUGGGGCAGGAGAAGGCCUGCCAGCUGGUUGCUGAGGGCACCGCUUUUGACCCCGCUGCUUUUGCUGAGCAUCUGCUGUCCUUCAUGGGUCUCAACCGGCUGGAAAAUGGGAAUGAAGAGCAGGAACGAGAUCAAGUCGAAGGCUACCUGCCCAGCGACGCCUGGCACCGAUUGGCCCAGAGAGCGGAGAGCUGUUUUAGCACGGCGCCCACCUUCCACUACAUGAUGGGUUCAUUCCAUGCGGAACCACCGCCUCCAAAGCAAAGGAUAGAACGACAAAGGAAGGCACCCGGUGCGGAAGCUAAAAGGAUCAUGCCCACUCAGCUGAAAAGAUUGGAAGAGUCCCAUCAAGAGGCCACAGAGAAAGAGGUGGAAAGGAUCCUGGCCUGCUUGAAGAGUUACCAUCAAGAUGACCCAUCAUUGCCAAUAUCAUAUUACGAGUUUGUUAUUGACCCCAACUCAUUUUCACGGACAGUGGAAAACAUUUUCCACACGUCUUUUCUCAUCAGGGAUGGUUUGGCACAGAUGUGUCUGGAUAGUUACAAGUUGCCUUGUAUAGCUCCUGUGGAAGAGGUGGAGAUGGAAGCUGGAAGAUCAGGCAGACAAAAUCAGUGCAUUAUUUCUAUCAGUCCAAGGUCAUGGAAGGAGCUUGUAGACGCCUUCGACAUCACUGAAGCCAUGAUUCCGCCUCAAAACACACAGACUCAGUGACUGGCCAAUCAAUUUGCACAAGGAAAUUAACAUUUUUUUAGGUAUCUUACUUUUUUAACCUUUUUUGAAAUAAUACAAAUGUAAAGGGUAACAAGGUUAUUUUAAAGGGAUAGUUUGGUUUUUUUUAAGUUGUCAUCAGGAGUGUAGCCCCCUGGUCGUAUUUCGGUAAUGAGGAACAUAGUUCCACUUAGUUGGUGAAGUCACUUAAGUAAAGAGUUUGGCUUCUCAAAACAAUAUGCUUUCAAAAGAGCAAUACAUUUGCAUCACAGAAAUGCCUCCUCGAAAAAAUCUGACCUCACAAUCGCUCGGUGUUACUUUCUCUCCCGUCGUAUCACUGCUCAGUUCAUUGUUGUGUGUGUGUGUGUGUGUGUGUGUGUGUGUGUGUGUA